AAGUUAUUGGGUCAAUUUUGUGUGGGCUGAGUUGGCAGUCAUUUAUAUCAGAGGCCCAACAACCGAAUUUGGAGAUCACAUUACUCAGCAAAUUUGGGCGGGAAAUGGCACAAGUAAUUCAGCUGCCUCCUCAACUCAAGGUAGUCGGCACAUAAAAUAAAAUAAAAACAAACGAUAAUUUUGUGUGCGAAUUCAUGGAAAAAUACUUGGAUCCUGCAGCAACGGAGAAAACCAAGUCCGUGAAGCGGCGGCCGUGGAAGAGAAGUCUUGUCGAAUUAAACGGAAGAGCCGAUCCCAAUUAUCGCCAUUAUCUUUCUUCUCUUAUAAUUAAUUCAUAUUCUAAGAAAGGAGCAUUUCCUCAUAAAUAUCAUGUCAAUGGGGAGCCUUGCCAGACCCACAUUGGUUGGUUUAUCAACGGUGGACUGAAUGAUUACUCAAGUGCAAUCACAAGGCAAGGUAUCUCAUCGCUUGAAUUUGACUCGAAGGGUGUGUACUUGGCAUCGGUAACAAAAUCAGGUUGCUUAACUGUUCAUGACUUUGACAAUAUUCGUAGUCCAGAUUCGAAAGAAGACGAAGGAAAGCAGUUGCUGCACAUUUCCACAUCUCAACAAAUUGAUGUUGUUCGGUGGAACCUUACUAACCAAGACGAGAUUGCGUGUACAUCAAUGAGAAGUAGUGAAAUUCAUAUUUUUGAUAUUGGGUAUAUCUCAUCUGAACCCGUUGAAGUACUGAGGAAGAGACCCAAUAUCACUGUCCAUGGAUUAAAUGUCCACAAAGGCUUUUCUGACAUUGCCUUUUCUUCUGAUGACAAUUCGAGGUUGCUUGCUUCGGAUACUAGUGGUGUAAUUAAUAUAUGGGAUAGAAGAGUUAGUGAUGUUCCAUGUUUGGAACUCACUACUAAUUCAACUGGCUUGCUUAAUAGCAUCAAAUUGAGCGGGGAUAAUGAGAUUGUUUUUGGAGCCAGCAAGCAGGGAAGUAUAUUUAUCUGGGAUCUACGUGGAGGAAGGUCAUUAUCCACUUUCAGAAACCAUAAAGAGGAAUAUCAUUCUCCUUUGAUAACUGUGAAGUUGGCGCUUGAGUUGGAGAAGAUAUCAUCUCUUAAGGCUCAAUCAAACAUUGUUCCAAAGGAGAUACACUCAAUUGACAUCGAUCCAUCUUGCCCUUACCAACUAGCAUUUCAUCUUGACGAUGGAUGGUCGGGUAUCCUGGACACCAACAAGCUUCAAGUGACACACAUUCAUUGCCCUCCACCUCCGUGGUUGGAUGAGCCAAAUGAUUUUGCCGAUCUUUCGUACUUGAGAAGGCCAUGUUGGCUUCCUAUCAACUCGAUCUAUGCAGUCGGAUCACUAUCCAGUGAUGGCCUUUAUCUUCUAGAUUUCUAUCCAGAUUUUACGUCCUCUUGUCAUGUGGAUUACAAUGAGGAGGUGCAAAGUGGUGCAAAAGCAACCAUCCGCCCGAGGCAAAACAGACAUUUACCAUUGUCUGAAAGUGUUACUGCAUGUGUUUCUCAUCCUUUUGAUGGGACCAUUGUCGCUGGAACUAAGCUGUCAUCGCUGCUCGUGAUUUCCCAAUAGAAACAGAGAUGCAGAUGAACUUGUAAUUUUUAUUACAAGUAGAAAUACCGAUUAAGUACCUCAGGUUAACGUUCUGGGAGAGAGACAACUUUUAAGGUAAAUAAAUUUAUUUUUUUCAACAGUGUAGAUUAGAAGAAAUGUGAGAAGACAUUGAUCAUGUAUGUAAGCUAGAUAUUGGAGAAAAUUUUAGCUUUUACAUGAUACGAUAACUACCGUUUGAACUUGUGUUAAAGCUGAUAUUGAUAUAUCGUGAUUUUGCCAACUA
Messenger RNA from Salvia miltiorrhiza (redroot sage), 1839 nucleotides. RefSeq lists its product as uncharacterized. Bases 195 to 1574 code for a protein of 459 amino acids. The transcript is spliced from 18 exons. Gene Ontology annotation, molecular function: protein binding. NCBI's taxonomy places the organism in Eukaryota, Viridiplantae, Streptophyta, Magnoliopsida, Lamiales, Lamiaceae. The record is from RefSeq and is a predicted model, not a curated record.